AUGUUCGCUGUAUUUCUAGAAGGCUGUAAAUUCCGUAAAUCGGAGGCAUGUAACUUAUUUGGUGCCCAUUCAUUCGCUUUUCACCAAAACCACAGCAUGGGCUCCAUCGUCGACCAACACGAAGAAUACCAGUAUCUCAACCUGAUCCGACGCGUGAUCGACACGGGAGAGACGCGUCCAGACCGCACAGGCACGGGCACCAUCGCCAUCUUCGCCCCACCAAACCUGCGCUUCUCUCUCGCUAACUCCACCCUCCCGCUCCUCACGACGAAACGGACCUUCCUGCGCGGAAUCGUGGAGGAGCUUCUGUGGUUCAUCCACGGAUGCACUGAUUCCACGGUCCUCAGCAGCAAGGGUGUCAAGAUCUGGGAUGGGAAUGGCUCGAAGGCAUUCUUGGAGGGCCGUGGGUUGGGCCAUCGACGUGAGGGCGACCUGGGACCUGUGUACGGCUUCCAGUGGAGGCAUUUCGGUGCUGAAUACAAGGAUUGUGAGGCGGGUUACACGGGCCAAGGCGUCGAUCAGCUGCGGGAGUGCAUCCAGAAGAUCAAGGAGAACCCGACGGAUCGACGUAUCAUCCUCAGUGCUUGGAACCCGAGAGACAUCCCACUCAUGGCCCUCCCACCAUGCCAUAUGAUGUGCCAAUUCUACGUGCACCUUCCACCUGCAUCGAACCCAACCGCGAAGCCGAAACUUUCAUGUCUAAUGUUCCAACGCUCCGCGGAUCUAGGCCUCGGGAUCCCUUUCAACAUCGCGUCGUAUGCGCUCCUUACCCAUAUGAUGGCGCACGUAACUGGCACAGAAGCCCACGAACUAAUUAUCCAGCUUGGGGACGCGCAUGUCUACCGUGAUCACGUCGACGCAUUGGAGGAGCAGCUCAAGCGCGAGCCGAAGCCGUUCCCGAAGAUCAGAUGGGCGAGGGAUGACAUCAAGGACAUCGAAGAUUUCGUGUACAGUGAUUUUGUGGUUGAGGGGUACAGCUGCCAUCCCAGCAUCGCGAUGAAGAUGAGCGUUUGA
This is a messenger RNA of Cyclocybe aegerita, 1014 nucleotides long. NCBI's taxonomy places the organism in Eukaryota, Fungi, Basidiomycota, Agaricomycetes, Agaricales, Hemipholiotaceae. The record is from the annotation of a GenBank genome assembly.